AUGAUUAUUAAAGAUUUUGUUGUGGAUAAAGAUACUGAUAUUCUUGCUUUGACGGAAACUUGGCUCCCUCCAAGUGGGAACGAUUUGAUUAUUGGGGAUCUAUGCCCAACAGGUUAUAGUUUUCUGCAUACACCGAGACAUGGAUCAAUCGGUGGGGGCGUUGGUCUCUUAUUCAAGGAAAGUCUUAAUAUUAAGCGUAAUGUACAGGAGGUAUUUAGGUCAUUUGAAUACCUUGACAGUUCUUUUUUGAACUUUCUACAUAUUAGAAUUAUUGUUGUAUAUCGGCCGCCUCCUUCAUCGGCUAACUCAUUGACAUCUACUCUAUUCUUUGAAGAGUUCUCAUCCUUUUUGGAAGGAAUUAUUGUAUCACCCGGGCAACUCUUGAUAGCUGGAGAUUUCAAUUUUCAUCUGGACAAUCCUAAUGACCCUCUUAUACGACUCAUAUACGACUCGAGAUCAUGGUAUAAUUGUUAAAUAUAACAUCAUAUAGUAUCAUAUAACAUCAUAUAUUACCAUAUAACAUCAUGAUGUACUAUCAUACAACAUCAAUAGCAUCAUAUCCCAUCGUAUACUAUCAUUUACCAUCAUAUUUAACAAUUAUUCGCCGAAGGUGAGGUGAUUAUCGGGGAAUAUUCGCCGAGACAAAGUCGAGGUGAAUAUUCCCCGAUAAUCACCGAGCCUGAGGCGAAUAAUUUUUUCCAUUUUCAAAUGAAUGGUGUCAUCAGAAGCUGACAUAUGAAACAAAACUGUCAACAAAUAGAUUUUGUCUCCCCAUCAGGCAUCAGCAGAUUGUUCAGUUGUUUUGCAACAGGGUAGCCUUGAAGGUGCCAUUUAAAAUUAUAAUUGGGACAAAAAAUAACUUUAUAUUUCUAUUUAUGAAAUUGCAGUUAUUAAAUUCUAUAUGUCCAAUGAUUCAUUCAAGUAUUAUUAUUGUUGAUAUAUAAUAUGAUUUUGUACAGUAUUCAGUCGUAAGUUAGCUGCCAUGCCAACUGGUCAUGCCAGGCCAAUAAACCUGCAUCUAUUUCAAUAAUACAAAUCAUUAAAAACUUGCAUAACAUGACCUGCAGGGACGCCGGAACGAUGUGAAGGCAAGGGGGCAGAUUUUCGUGAAAGGGCACUUUUGAAUUGAUAUAUACCAAGAGAUGUUUGCGAAACAUCGGGAGUUGAACUUCGCCUAAUCAUGUUUUCUAUUGAUUGGAUGAUAGGGGUGUGAGGGGUUCUCCGCCAGGCGAUUAUGUUAUUCUUGAAGCUCGAUGACUGCACGUUCUUUCGUUUUCUGAAGCAAAUUCGUAAAGGAAUUGCACUAACAUUUCUGACAAUUCGUUAUUUCGCCAAGGCAAUCCUUUAAAUUGAAAGGGCACUCUUUCCCUCCUUGCCCCUCCUGGUAAAGGACAACGGGGUCGGCUGCCUCUCCUGCCUCACCUUGCCUCACAUUGCUAUGGCUAGCUUCACCACUGACAGUGUUAUAAUUAUACAUACAAAAGCCAGACGUUAUAGGCAUUGAAGGUAUCAAAUAAAAUUGCCCAUACCAAGAAAGUAGAAUUAGAAUUUUAGCUGACCUUUGACCUUGUGCAAGGUGUUUGGUAUUCAAAUUGCACUUUUCCUACCUCCUGAACAGGCAUCUUUGGGGCUGUUUACAUGAUGGAAGGUGGGAUGAUUUUUGACGUGUUGUAAUAAGUCACUAUAGGCUAAAUGAAAGCUUAAAAUAUAUGGAAAUUUGUGGACGAUACAACUUUAGACGAAAUUGUUGGGAAAAACGAAAAAAGUUCAAACCCUUAUAGAUGACAGUAACAAGACAAAUCUCUGAGAGCCAAUUCAAACGAAACUAAAUGCAAGGAGUUAUGAAUCGGAUUCUGCAAACCAAGAGCAAUGUUUGACCCUAUUAUAGUAAAUGGAGAAAUGUUGGAAGUGGUCGACAGUGCUAAAAUCCUUGGUCUGACGGUUUCUAACAAUUUGAAAUGGAACAAUCACAUUGACCAGAUUAUAUCGAAGGCGCGAAAGCGUCUCUAUUUCCUCUCCCAACUUAAGAGAGCGAGAGUUAGCACGAAAUGACAGAAUGCUCAUGACAGAAUGCUCAUGACAGAAUGCUCAUGACAGAAUGAAUGCUCAUGACAGAAUGCAUCAUGACAGAAUGCUCAUGGAGACAGCAGAUAGCUCCAGAGACAUCCGCUUUAUUUUGAGCAUAAAUAGGUAUUUUCUUAAGCUUUUGUACAACAUAUCUUAUUAGAUUAAAGCUAAAGACUUUGUGCAUCUAUUUCUCGUAUUUUGGAUUUGGAUUUAUAUUGUGGAGUAAAGUUAUUUUGGAUCGUAUUAUCGUAUUGUGUACAUUAUUGUUGCGUUACAUGUUGCGAAGCUGAUCUUUUGGAUAUUACUCGUUAUAUCUUUGGAUUUAUUUGUCGUAUUCGUAUGUAACUUGCUACGUAUUCUACCAAUGGUGUUAUAACUUUCGCGUGUUAAUUUGGUCAAAUUUGGCUACCUUGUUCGUGUUUUAUUAAAGUAUUAUUAUUUUGACCGUUGGUGCUUUAAAUUUGAAUUUGCCACGUCGCGUUCCUAGGCAACAACUUUACGGCUGCGUAUCUUGGUUCUACGUAUUUCCAAUUUUCUUUUACUUUGGAUUUAUAUAUUGUUCUUAUUAUUCGCCACAUUUUGGUAUUGUUUUGUCAACCUUGGAAUUAAACAUUUGACUUUCCGCUGUUUGUAGUGUGGCGUCGUGUAUUCUAUUAUAUUGAAUUAUAACUAACUCCUGGGAUUUUAACUUUUCUUAUAUCUUUGGAUUUAAUGUAUAUUCGUAGCUGAAAGUUGGUCAGUAUAUAGAUAUUAUCAUCUCCAGCAAGUUUUCAAGUGUAUACGUGUUAACUAGAUUUUAAACUACAACGGGUUUUGUACUUUCCCAACCGUCAAUUGUACAAAUUUCAUCAGGGGAUUUCCCAUAUACCAUUGCUGUGGAAUUUUAAUUAACUGCUGGUGUUUGUCUAGUUUGGUUGCGCCUCUGAACUCUGACCUUUCUAACCUGAAAUCACAUACCACUUUCACGUGCAAGGCGAAAUCCCAAACUUUGGCUAUAAUAAUUCAUCAUGACGAUAAAUCGAAGCUACUACUCUAUGCUAUCUCUGGUCAUCUGCCUAUUUACUGGUUGUAUAGAUAAUGCUUCAACUGUCUCAGAUAUAAGAAUCACUCGUAUAAAAGAUCACGCCAUCUUUAAACCCUCUACCCUUCAAUUUGACUGAUACGAUGAGUACUCUGGCGUUUACAAUUCCAACGAUUCUCCAUCAAAAAUUCAUUAAACAAGUCCAAAAUACCCCUGUCUUGAUGCACAUCCCCUUGUCACUCAGGAUAGUAAAAAAGAAACGAACAGGUUCAAUCUACUCUCCCAAAAUCUCGACUUGGCUUAGACAUGGCUACAUUUGCCGCAGUUCGCUGGACUGUUACAUUGAUAUUACCAUUUAUAUGGAUAUUGCAUCUAAUCCAGGUCCGACCAUUACCCAUGAUCCCAAUG
This is a messenger RNA of Paramuricea clavata, 3496 nucleotides long. The record is from the annotation of a GenBank genome assembly. Lineage: Eukaryota; Metazoa; Cnidaria; Anthozoa; Malacalcyonacea; Plexauridae.